Messenger RNA from Stegodyphus dumicola, 3046 nucleotides. RefSeq lists its product as uncharacterized. Gene Ontology annotation, biological process: cortical actin cytoskeleton organization; regulation of cell shape; cell migration. NCBI's taxonomy places the organism in Eukaryota, Metazoa, Arthropoda, Arachnida, Araneae, Eresidae. Gene Ontology annotation, molecular function: small GTPase binding; actin filament binding. Gene Ontology annotation, cellular component: cytosol. The record is from RefSeq and is a predicted model, not a curated record.
AAUUAUUGAAAGAUGCCUUAAAAAGGUUACGAGAGGAAAGGAAGGGAAUUUUCAAUAUUCACAAACAACUUAAAGGUCAGUGGAACAACAUGGAACAGAGGCUUCAAGAUCUAGCUUUAAAGUCCCGCGUUAUGACAACCUCUUCGUCGACAUCAUCUGAUGAAGAUGACAGGCCUGAGAGGGAUACUGCCCUGCUCCUCGGCCGCUCUCGUUACAGCGCCCCGUUGGAGCCACCCCGGCACGAAAGCCAUGAUUCAGAGUUGGACGAAAUUCUCAUCGACAUUCCUACCAUUCAAGCCGGAUCCAUAUUGGAUGUUACGAAUCCUGGCAAUCCAGGACUCCGGAUACCAGACACUCCUCCGCCCUUGCCACCAAACCACCCGAAGCUCUCCGAUUCUGGGAUCAGCAGUAAUUCGGCACUGGACUCGGAGCUGGACACGAGUGAUUGGCAUUACCCGGAUGUUCCCGUCCUGGAGAAAAGGCACAAUAGUGUUCGAGUUAGAUUUUCUGACACGACCACUGGCAUGAGACAAUUCUCCAAUGAUGUUCCUAGAGGCGCAGUGGUCUUGCCACCAGGGCAAAGCAAGAUAAAGUGCGCUGACAUUCUAGGCGUUCAAAACAUACCACCACCUCCUCUACUCAACAGACAGGAAUCUGCCAAAAUACCUCAACAGAAAUCAAACAAAAAGAGAUCUUUUUCCACGACAAGAGAAAGAAGCAAAGACAGGAACAAAUCCUUACUUCCUAGGUCUCUCCAGAAUAAUGAAAAAACGAAGAACAGUGGAAGUUUAGGAAACUUGACAGCUUUGUCCCCAUCCAACUUAGCAGCAACAACAAGUUAUGGAGCAUAUAACAGCAACAACAAGUUAUGGAGUAAGAAAAAUCAGAAAUUUCCUCCAAGACCAUCUUCCCAGAUAGGUAGUAGUCUGGAUGGCAUGAUUCAUCGAGAAAUAGCCAAGGCCAUCAGAGAUCGCCAUGCUCUCUUUGAUCCUUAAAGAAACUUUUAUGUUGAAGUAAUACAUAUAUACUAAAAAGGACUAGCAGUGAAAUUCACAAAAGAAAUCUUUGUGAAACAAUGAAACGAGCCCAAAAACAACUGAAUGGGUCAUCUUUGUUGAACUGAGUGGUAUAAAGAAAAGACAUUCUCAAGAGUUCAGAAUUAAUUUCUUACAUUGUGAUUCACAUUGGAAAUAGGAUUAUCGAUAUUUCUUCCUAAGUGACUCAUUUCAUAAUGUUGUUUCAAUUAAUGAAGGAAUGUAUUGGUGAAUUCCUCAGAAUUUGUUGCCAAUCUGUGUUUCUGAUUCGCGAUUAAGGUGAUAAUUUAUACUGAAUCCAACUUGAAUUGGAGAUAAGGUGAAAAUGCUUGCUUUUGCAUAAGUUCCUUUCCGAUAAAUCAUUUUUUGUGACAUCGAUAUUCACAGCAUAUUCUCAAGUGCUUUGUAUUUAUAAAUAGAAAGGAAGAAAAGUAUUCAUUAUGUAAGAUAUUUUUGAAUAUGCUUUAUACUCCGCUUCAGUAUCAUCCAGGCCUUUUUCAGGAAACUUCUUUAUAAUCAUAUUUUUGGAGUAUGGAAUUAUGUUUUUAUAGAUGGAUCGAUGAAAACUACUUCAAAAAUUACAUCAGGGAAUUUGUUUUACUUUAGGUGGGUAAAAUAACACAUUUUUAUAUAUUGUAAUCUGGUGCCGGUCAAGAUGCAACCGGUGCGAAAAUUAGCUUAUGCAUCCAUAUGUAUGUGUUGUUUUGUCUGGACUGAAUUAGGUAUUAAGUUCUAAAACGUUGUUCUGAAUAAUUUCGAUAUUUCUUUUAAAUUUAAAAUAGUUUAUAAUUUUCGAAUGUAGUUGCAAUAUUAUUAUUAUUGUUUUUGUUCAGCUAUCAAAACCUGUUCUAGUUUGAAAAAAAAAUCCCCUAUCAAAGAGCAAUAAACUAUAAUAUUUAAAAACUUAUUUUUAUAAUAAGUUUUUAAAUAUUUUAUUUCUUAGUAUUAAAUAAAAUGUCUAAGCUAUAAGCCUGCUUAAAUUUGGAACUUCUAAACUAAUUUAAAAUAAAAUAAAAAAAAUUGGAAACUAAAUCUUUGAAGCGCCAAAGCAUGAAAACAUUUUCAAAUUAAAGAAAUAAAAGUAAAAUCUUCGAUACAAUCGUGGAUAAAUGAUAUAGCAUUUUUAAAAGUACGUUGCUAUUAUGUUUAUACAUAUAAAUAUUAAAAAUAAUACACUAAUAUCUUAUAAUUUUUAAAGGUAUUCUGAAUUUCAUAUUUUUGGCUAUACCAUAUAUUUUUGGCCAAAACAUAUACUGCAGUGCAGUAAAUUUAGAAAAAUAGCGAAAUUACUAUAAUAACUGAAUAAGUUUGAUAUUUUCAAACACAAUGGAACUUGUAUUCAAAUAAAUCUAAGCUUUUUACAUAAAAUUUACAAUCAUUCUAAACUUCAGGAAAAUAAGGAACGCAAAAAUAUAUUUAUUUCAUACUUUUAUAAAAUAUUAAGCGAAAUGUUGUGCAGUUUGUAUCUAUAUUCUCAUAAUGUGCAAUCUUUCGCAGUUGCAAGAACUUUGCUUGGAUCAUUUACAAUUAGCUAUUGCUUUUUUACGACAAUGAUAAUUAUACGUUAAAAAAAGAAGCUAUUUAUAGGAUUAUUACAAAAUAUUUUGUUAAGAGGAUUAAUUUAAGAACUUCAAAAGGCUCUUUUAUGUUCACCAAAGUCUCUUCUUUUUUAAAUAUCUUUUCACAGCUCAAUUUUACCUUCCUUUGAGAAUUAUUUUAAUAGAUGAGAGACUUUUGAUAAUUUUUAACGAGAAAUGUUUUUUUGUAUCACUGUGUAUGUUCAUGGUUUCUUUUCCUUCUCUUGUUACAUCCUCAUUUUGAGGAUAAAACAGAGAAUUUGGGAUUUGUUCUGUUAACUUUAUGAUCAUAACCGCAACUGUGGAUCAAAUGCCAAGAAGAAAAGGCUAUCUUGGAUUGGAAGAUAUUUCGAACUUUAUUUUUCAGGUUGUGGAUAUACGUGAAAUUAAAAGUUCUAUUUGUAUUUUGAGAAAUAAAUUUUAUAAAUAUUUGUA